This is a messenger RNA of Suncus etruscus (white-toothed pygmy shrew), 1067 nucleotides long. RefSeq names its product N-acetylglucosamine-1-phosphate transferase subunit gamma (gene GNPTG). Gene Ontology annotation, cellular component: Golgi apparatus. Bases 19 to 930 code for a protein of 303 amino acids. The transcript has 11 exons. The record is from RefSeq and is a predicted model, not a curated record. Lineage: Eukaryota; Metazoa; Chordata; Mammalia; Eulipotyphla; Soricidae.
UCGCGGCGCCGCGGAGCGAUGGCGGCGCCCAUCUGCCGUCUGCUGCUGCUGUGCGGGCUGGUGGUACGCGCCCCUUUGCCCACAGGUGCCACCAAGAUGAAGAUUGUAGAAGAGCCCAACACUUUGGGGCUCAACAACCCGUUCCUGCCCCAUAUCAGUCGUCUGCGGCCCAAGAGGGACCCGGCUCCCGUGUCUGGGCCUGCCCAUCUCUCCCGACUCUCCGGCCAGUGCUUCAGUCUGGUAGAGUCCACGUACAAGUACGAGUUCUGCCCGUUCCGCAAUGUGACCCAGCACGAGCAGACCUUCCGCUGGAAUGCCUACAGCGGGAUCCUGGGGAUCUGGCAGGAGUGGGAGAUCGUUAACAACACGUUCAAAGGCAUGUGGAUGCGGGAUGGAGACGCUUGCCACUCCCGAAGCCGGCAAAGCAAGGUGGAGCUCACCUGUGGCCAACGGAACCGCUUGGCACAUGUGUCAGAGCCCAGCACUUGUGAAUAUGCGCUGACCUUUGAGACACCGCUGGUCUGCCACCCUCACUCUCUGUUAGUGUACCCUGUGCUACCCCUGACCCUGCAGCAGAGGUGGGACCAACUGGAGCAGGAUCUGGCCGAUGAGCUGAUCACCUCCCAGGGCCACCAGAAGCGGUUGUGGGCGAUAUUUCAGGAUGCGGGUUUCUUAAAGGCCCCAGAAGAAAGAAGAGCCUCCGGGCGGGCAGGGGGUUCCAAGGGGCUGGUGUUUGAUACCCUGGAGAAGUGCAACCAGGCAUACAGGCAGCUAUGGGAGGAGAAACAGAAGCUGGAGGGGCUGCCGGCCCAGCACACCAUCCCCUACCUGAGGCCCAGAGGAACUUCUAGCAACAGGACACCCACGCACAGUGCACCAGAGGGACACCAAGUGUACAGUAACCCUGGGCUGCCCAGGAACACCUUUUGACAGGCUUGACCAGGCCACCUGUGACAUGCGCAGGGAAGACGAAGAUUCCAAGUUUUAAUUCCCGUACGGAUAAAAAUAAUUCCAUAGGUUAUGUAAAGGAUUGAAUAAAUUCUACGAUGGUGUAAAAAUUAAAAAAA